AUGGCCGAGGACGAGCGCAUUCCGUUCUCGUUUCAACCAGACCGCUGGACCGAGAAGCCUCCGCAGUUCACGAGCCUGUCGCAAGACGAAGUCUGGCGGUAUUUGCGCCGAGAGACCGACUCGUUUCGGCAGGUCAACCGAGGAUGGGCCUUUAAGGAAGAAGGUUACGUCCGUAACGUGAGAUGGAACGCUUCGGACGACUCCCAAAUAUGCCUGGUCCGGGCUAUCUGCCUUCCGUCCAUGAAGAAGGCGCCGUACACCGUCUCGGCGUGGUUUGCCAGUGGCACCGGGCGCAUCAUGGGCGGCAGUUGCAGCUGUGUUGCUGGGCUCAGCGAGACCUGCCAUCACAUUGCAGCACUCCUGCUGACUGCAGAAGAGAGCUGCAAUGCAGGCGGCACUUCCUGCACUGACAUACCCUGCAUUUGGGCGGUGCCUCCUCAAGCCAAGAAGCCUGCUCCUCCGCAGCCGCUUGCAGACAUCACAUUCUGCAAGUAUUUGGUCAACCGGCCAGUGAGGGAGAAGAAGAGACGCUCCUACAACCCCUGCGAGGCUGUUGGCGGUGCAUCGUCGGAGCAGAUCCAGGCUCUGCGGGAUGGCCUCCGCAUUCGCACACCAGGUCUCUUAUGGCUCGAGUUCAGUGGUGCCGAGGAAGCCCGACCAGCGAGGCCACCACUGCCAAUAGCCGACGAUGAGGACCUGUGGAGCAGGAACGCCCGGGACUCUGUCUACAAGCACGCAGAGUCCCUACCUCCACUGACCGACGAAGAGCGGGCAGAGGUCACGCGGUCCACCAUCGGCCAAGCCGACAACCCCAGGUGGCAUGAGGAACGGCGAGGGAGAAUCACAGCAUCAGUGUUUUCCAAAGUCAUCAAGUGCGUGAAGCCAGAAUAUCUGGUGAAGGGAAUUUUGUAUCCCAGCCCAGACUCUGCAAGUGAGGCCAUGCGCUACGGGAGGAUGCACGAGGGCGACGCCGUUGCUGCCUACGAGCAACUCAUGGGUGCGCAGGUCGACUGUUUGGAGGUGCACGAGACAGGGCUCCACAUCCAUCCUGUGUACAGCUUUGUGGCUGCCUCACCGGACCGCAUCGUUACCAAGGAUGGCGAAGAGGGCCUUUUGGAGGUGAAGUGCCCGUCAUCUAAGGUGGGGCUAACACCUCUGGAGGCGUGCAAGCAGGACAAGAAGUUUUGCUGCGAGGAAGUUGGUGGAGAGAUCCGCCUAAAGAAACGUCAUGCCUACUACUACCAGGUUCAGGGUCAGAUGGCUGUGACUGGACACAAGUGGUGCGACUUCGUUGUCUGGACCAACAACAAGACGGUCGCCCGCUCUACGCACACAGAGACCAUCUUUUUCGACGAGAAGUUUGUCGAGGGUGAGCUCCUGCCAGGACUGCUGUACUUCGCUGAGGAUGCGGCCAGUCAGGACUUCGCGGAAGUCCUGACUGGCCGCAUCAGGCGACGAAGAGACCUAAUCGCACUCGGCCAGUAUGUCUCCUACAAGAAGUACUGCGCCGGCUUCUAUGUGGUGGAGGAUGGGCCUGGCCUCAAGAAGAAGCUGCGGAAGCUACAGUGAGGGACGUCUGCACCACGCUGUGGGCUUCCCGAAUCAAAACGGCUCUUUUAAGAGCCAC
This is a messenger RNA of Ixodes scapularis (black-legged tick), 1627 nucleotides long. RefSeq lists its product as uncharacterized. NCBI's taxonomy places the organism in Eukaryota, Metazoa, Arthropoda, Arachnida, Ixodida, Ixodidae. The record is from RefSeq and is a predicted model, not a curated record. Gene Ontology annotation, molecular function: zinc ion binding. The transcript is spliced from 3 exons. Bases 1 to 1569 code for a protein of 522 amino acids.